Molecule: messenger RNA, 1008 nt
Organism: Entelurus aequoreus (snake pipefish)
Lineage: Eukaryota; Metazoa; Chordata; Actinopteri; Syngnathiformes; Syngnathidae
Product: struthiocalcin-2-like
Exons: 8
Coding region: 371-856 (161 amino acids)
Molecular function (GO): signaling receptor activity
Source: RefSeq, a predicted model, not a curated record
AACAUUAGCUCUCCACCUACGCCAGCCAGCCUUCAUCUGCUCAUCAACACCCGUGCUCACCUGCGUUCCAGCGAUCGGCGGAAGGACGAAGGACUUCACCCGAUGCGUUUGGCGGCCCGGAGACGUAGGAAGUCAAGGAACUUGGUUCAGCGUAGGCCGAUUCCCAGCCAGCGCCCCAGUGCCUAUGUGACUUCUUCUAAAGAAAUCAGUCCCACAGACUUUCACAGAAAGUAUUCAACCACUCAGUGUUGUUGUGAUGUGUCAUGUUGCAUUAAUAUGAGUGACACAGUCAAUAGUCGAGGGCUGUCAAGAUAGCAUAUAAAAGGAUGGCUCCAGGUUGUUCUGAGCAUCAAGCAUCACCACUGCAAAGAUGGCAUUUUCUCUCAGUGUAUUCUUCCUCCUUUGUGGGAUCAGUGGAGUGUUGACCGCAAGUUGGCCUCCGUCUAACCUUUAUGAUUAUGCUGGCUGCUGUCCUAAGGGCUGGACUCAGUAUAACGACCACUGUUACAGCCUCAAACAGCCCAAGACGUUCGAAUUUGCAGAGCUUGUAUGCAGCACUCUUGGUGGCCAUCUGGUCUCUAUUCACAGUUACCUGGAAAAUCAGGUGGUUCGUGGACUGCUUGCAGAAGCGGAUGCAAAGUUUGCCUGGAUUGGACUCCACGAUCCUGCUGGGGAUGGAGACUAUAAAUGGACUGACGGCACAAACGUUGAUUUUCUCAAGUUUGCCAAGCGACAGCCGGAUCAUAAUGGUGCCUGUGCGGGCAUUUAUGCAGCUGGUUCAUGGUUUGUUCAUGACUGCAACACCAAGGAGCCAUACGUUUGCAUCAGAGAUGCACAGUGCUGUGGCAUCCACUAAUCAGCCCUCAUAUCUUCUAUAACCAUGUCUUUCCUUACUGACAAUGACAAUGUGAAAUUUUAGUGGGGUCUCUACAUCUCUGGGUUUACUUAUCAAGUCUUUGUUUCCUCCUCUUUCACAAACCUCAAAGAUCAUCUCUAAAUAAAAGAACA